Messenger RNA from Fukomys damarensis (Damara mole-rat), 729 nucleotides. RefSeq names its product NADH dehydrogenase [ubiquinone] 1 beta subcomplex subunit 11, mitochondrial-like. NCBI's taxonomy places the organism in Eukaryota, Metazoa, Chordata, Mammalia, Rodentia, Bathyergidae. The coding region runs from base 1 to 729 and encodes 242 amino acids. The record is from RefSeq and is a predicted model, not a curated record. The transcript is spliced from 2 exons.
AUGGCAGCCGGAAUGUUGAGGUUGUGCACUCAGUGCCUUUCGUCAGCAGCAGCAAUGCGUAGGCUCCUGGCUACCCGCGUUUGCUGGGAAUCCUCCAAGGCCGGGGUCACUCCAUCCACUGUGGCCAGAAAGCAGGCACUAGAACCGGCCUCCCAAUGGCAAGAGGAUCCAGCACCAGAGGAAGAAAACUUGUAUGAGAAGAACCGAGACUCUCAUGGUUUUGACAAGGAUCCUGUGGUCGACCUCUGGAACAUGCGUGUUGUCUUCUUCUUUGGCUUCUCUAUUGUCCUCGUCUUUGGCACCACCUUUGUGACUUAUCUGCCUCACUACAGGAUGCACGAGUGGGCCCGCCAAGAAGCUGAGAGGCUUGUGAAGUACCGAGAGGCCAAAGGCCGCCCCAUCAUGGAGUCCAACUGCUUCGACCCUAGCAAUAUCCAGCUGCCAGAGGAUGACUUAGCAGCGUGGUACUCAAGAAAGUCGCCUUCCUCACCUGCUGCCCACCUUUCUGCCCACACCUCAGAGGGCACUUCGGACAGGACAGAUGUGAACACAGAGAAGGUGACUUGGACACCAGGAGAAGACAGCCACGUGCCUGGAGUGGUGCAUCUGCACGUCAAGGAACGCCGAAGAUUACUGGAGAACGCCAGCAGCUGGGAAGGACACGAAAGGACCCUUCCCUACGCUGGCCGGAGAUCACAGCCCUGCAGGCGCCUCGAUUUCAGACCCUGA